AUGGAGCGCGGCCGUCCCGCCAGCAGCCCACGCAGCGCCGAGCCCGCCCCGUCGGCCGCCGCCCGCGACUCGAGCCCGGGACGGACCGGGGCCCGCCAGACAGGCUCCGGCGGGGUCGCCGCGCGCUCCGGGGGUGGCCGGCCCGCAGCCGCCAACGCCGCUCGGGAGCGCAGCCGCGUGCAGACCCUGCGGCACGCCUUCCUGGAGCUGCAGCGCACGCUGCCGUCGGUGCCGCCCGACACCAAGCUGUCCAAGCUGGACGUGCUGCUGCUGGCCACCACCUACAUCGCCCACCUCACCCGCAGCCUGCAGGACGACGCCGAGGCGCCGGGAGACCCCAGUCUGGGCGCCUUGCGAGGCGACGGCUACCUGCACCCGGUUAAGAAGUGGCCCAUGCGAUCAAGAUUGUACAUCGGCGCUACUGGUCAGUUCCUGAAGCACCCUGCCUCUGGAGAAAAGGCAGAUCAUAGCAACACCCCGACAGCCUCACAGCCGUAGGCUGUCUCCUGGGGGGUCUGCUAGUAGCGGUGGCUAUUGUUUUUAAAGACUGUGAACUAAUUCUGUAUUUAUUACAUUGGACAUGACAAACACCGUUUCUGAAGUUUACAUUGAAACCUGUAGUUGAAGGUUAAAGUGUAUCUGUCGAAAUAAAUGUGGAAUGGGAUAAUCAGCCCUAUAUAACAAUAUAUAUAGCUUAUUUAAUCAUCAUAUCACUGCUACAUAGUAAAGAGAAGCCGUUAGGAAAAAUGAAAGCCACACAAAAGCAUGUAGUUGUAUAUACCUAAAGAAUGUACACAUUGCCUUCCACAUUUUCUGUAGUGUGUCUAUUACUUAAAAGCUGAUGUGAGGGCUGGAGAGAUAGAUGGCUCAGAGGUUAAGAG
Peromyscus leucopus (white-footed mouse) is the source of this 881-nucleotide messenger RNA. It is a transcript of the gene Tcf24, whose product is annotated as transcription factor 24. Gene Ontology annotation, molecular function: DNA-binding transcription factor activity, RNA polymerase II-specific; RNA polymerase II transcription regulatory region sequence-specific DNA binding; protein dimerization activity. The transcript is spliced from 2 exons. The coding region runs from base 1 to 498 and encodes 165 amino acids. Gene Ontology annotation, biological process: regulation of transcription by RNA polymerase II; developmental process. The record is from RefSeq and is a predicted model, not a curated record. NCBI's taxonomy places the organism in Eukaryota, Metazoa, Chordata, Mammalia, Rodentia, Cricetidae.